UGGGUGCCGAGAGGAGCGGCGCGGCGGGAUGGAGCGGGUCCGGGCGCUGGGCCUGGGGCUGCUGCUGGGGGUCCUCGUUGGGGCGGCGAGCGGGCUCCAUUCCCUGCGCUAUUUCCAUGUUGGGGUGUCAGAGCCCAGCCCGGGGGUACCCCGGUUCACGUCUGUGGGGUACGUGGACCAGGACCCCUUUGUGCGCUACGACAGCGAGAGGAGGAAGAUGGAGCCCCAGGUGCAGUGGGUGGAAGCAAAUGUGGAUCAGCAGUACUGGGACAGCGCGACCCAGAUCGCACAGAGCCAUCAGGAGGUGUACCGCGUGGGCUUAGACACCCUGCGGCGCCGCUACAACCAGAGCGGGGGGACUCACACGUGGCAGCGCAUGGCCGGCUGUGACCUCCUGGAGGACGGUAGCACCAGGGGGUUUAGUCAGUGGGCCUACGACGGGAGGGACUUCAUUGCCUUCGACAUGAACACGAUGACGUUCACCGCAGCGGAUGCGGCGGCACAAGUCACCAAGAGGAAGUGGGAGGAGGACGGGAAUUACAAUGAGCAGUUGAAGCUCUACCUGGAGAACGACUGCAUCGAGUGGCUGAGAAAGUACGUGAGCUACGGACGGGCCGUGCUGGAGAGGAAAGAGCCCCCCACGGUCCGAGUGUCGGGGAAGGAGGCCCAGGGGAUCCUGACCCUGCACUGCCGCGCUUACGGCUUCUACCCGCGGCCCAUCACCGUCAGCUGGCUGAAGGACGGCGAGGUCAGGGACGCGGAGACCGAGUGGGGCAGCGUCGCGCCCAACAGCGACGGCACCUACUACACCUGGGCCUCUAUUGAGGCCCGCCCGGAGGACAAGGACAAGUACCGGUGCCGCGUGGAACACGCCAGCCUGCUGGAGCCCGGCCUCUUUGCGUGGGAGCUGGAGUCCAAACUGUUCACCAUCGUGCUGGCGGUGGCUCUUGCCAUCGGGGCUGUUGCUGCCGUCAUCGCUGGAUUCAUCAUCUGGAAGUGGAAAUCAGAGAAGAAUAAGAAGGGCUACGACAAGGCGCCAAGUGAGUACCGGGGUCGGGUCCAGCUCCAGCCGCUGCCCAGCGCCGGGGCGGUCUCGUGGCUCUGGUUUCUGGCCGCUGCCGGCAUUUCCCCAUCCCCCACCCUCCCUGUGCUGCCCCUCUCUAAAGCCCCGUGGUGGGGAUGUAGGGAAGAGGUUGUGUCUCCCCUCCGCUGCUCGCGGCACCAUCCUCCUCUCCCAGUGGCGGCAGCGCGGCCAUGGCUGCCGGGCUGCUCCUGGCACGUGCACCGUGCCCGUGGCGAGCCCGGGGCUGGCGCCUGACGGCCUUUUCUCUC
Molecule: messenger RNA, 1332 nt
Organism: Phalacrocorax carbo (great cormorant)
Lineage: Eukaryota; Metazoa; Chordata; Aves; Suliformes; Phalacrocoracidae
Source: RefSeq, a predicted model, not a curated record